This is a messenger RNA of Fonsecaea nubica, 918 nucleotides long. RefSeq lists its product as hypothetical. NCBI's taxonomy places the organism in Eukaryota, Fungi, Ascomycota, Eurotiomycetes, Chaetothyriales, Herpotrichiellaceae. The record is from RefSeq and is a predicted model, not a curated record. Bases 1 to 918 code for a protein of 305 amino acids. The transcript has a single exon.
AUGCCCACCUGGCUCAUCACAGGCUCCUCCUCCGGCCUCGGCCUCGCCAUCACCCGCUACAUCCUCAGCCAAGGCCACAACGUGAUCGCCACAUCGCGCAACCCCGCAAAAACACCCUCUGCCGUGCGCGAAAUCACAGCGCAACCCCACGCCCGCUGGCUGACUCUGGACGUGACCUGGUCGAAACCGGCCAUUGACGCAUUCGUGCAGAGCGCGUGGACCGAGUUCGACGGGAUCGAUGUCCUGGUCAACAAUGCGGGAUACUCCCUCCUCGGCGCGGCGGAAGAUAUUCCCGAAGACGGCGCCAAGGCGCAAUUCGAGGUGAAUUUCUGGGGUGCCGUGAGGGCCACACAGGCUGUGUUGCCGCUGAUGCGUGAGCGUGCUGCCGCCGGUGGUGGUGGUGGUGGUCGAGGAGACAAGGCAAAAGCAACGAUCGUCAAUAUCUCAAGCAUCGCGGCCCUCGACCCCCUCCCCACCUGCGCCAUCUACUCGGCAGCCAAAUGCGCGCUGGAGGCGUGGUCGGACAGUCUCUCCAAAGAGGUUGCGGGGCUGGGGAUCCGCGUGCUGAUCGUCGAGCCGGGUGCGUUUCGGACGAAUUUCUUCAGUAAGGACGCGUUGCAGAUUGUGCGGCCGAGUGCGGCGUAUCAAGGGGACGAACAGCCCGUGGGUAAGACGUUGGGGGUGUUUGAGAGUGUGGAUCCGGACAAUUUUGGGGAUCCGAUGAUGGCGGCGCAGAGGAUCUUUGAGGUCGUCAUGGGAGUUGGGUUGGGUGAGAGGUUGAGCAACGGUGGUGAUGGUGGUGGUGAUGUUUUGAGGUUGCCGCUCGGGGCGGAUUGUUAUGAUAGAGCGGUUAGGAGCCAUGAGGCGAGAGGGAAGGAAUUGGAGGUUUCGAAGGAGGUCGCUUUGAGUACCAGUUGA